UGGCGGCGAUCUAUUAAGUUGAUUCGUGUGAUCCGAUUGAAUUGUUCAUCGAUAAUUGGAGAACUCACGCUGAGAGGUGUUUGUUGAUUGCGACGGCGAUUGUGAGAAGAUGAGUAAAGGAGACAGUGGGCACCAUGGGUCUGGUGAACUUGAAGGAAGUUCGAGGGGUGGGGAUACUAGAAAGUGCUAUAAGUGUGGGGAAGGGGGUCACUUCAUUCGCAAGUGUGCCGAGUAUUGGCAAGCCCGUGCUCAUGGUGUUCCCUUCGUACCCGCUCCCUACCAACCAUCUACUAAUCGUGGAAGAUGCCUCGAGGAGGAGCUGGUCUGCUCAUGGGGGCAUAGCGAGAGGUGAGGUGGAUGAUACUAAUGCCUUGAUGCGCGAGUAUCUGGUGCAAAACGUUGCGGACAAGAAAGCGAAGAGGGAAAAAGAUGAGGAAGUACAGAAAAAGAGAAAGGAAGAGGCAGCACUAUCAGAAAAAAAACGAAAGAAGUUGAUGAAGCAAGAAGAGCGUUUUCGGAUGGAAGAGGAACGGGAUGCGAGACUUUUGCGAAUCAUCAGAGGCGAGAUGAGAAAGGAUAGUGAGGACAAUUAUAGCAGAAGUAACACUUGUCGAAAAGGUAAGAUGAAGUCGACGGAACUGUCUGAGUCUACAUCAGAGGAGAAAGAGCGCCUGCGGAAGUUCCUUGCGCUUUGCGGGGACAUCGAUCACGACGAUACCAGCGAUGAAGAACUAAAACUACUACUACGAAGGACUGCUAAGUUGGUGAUCAACGAAAAACGAAAGCGCGGGCCUGAAGUGAACAUCGAGAACAGCCCACCAAUGGUGACUCCUGAAAAGAAGGCGAGUAAGAGACCGUUAGAAGAAACGAAGACCAAGAUCGACAAACUACGCAACACGAAAAUCAUACUCAAGGACCUGGGCACGCCUCGUAAGAUAGAUUUAUCAUUGAAGCACCUCUCGACAUCUUUCGGAGUUGGUGGGAGGGAGAAAUUCGAACACGAGUGCUGCGACUUCUAUGAUGCCCUGACGAUUGACGAGCUGAAGGAAGUAUGCCGUCGAAAAAAAGUGUCAUAUGGUAAGAGGGAGCUCGCAAUGAAGAGGCUAGUAAUUAGACGGUCGGUCGUUGCUUACAACCUCGCCUAUCUGCCACUACCAACUGCAACGACGAGUAAAGGGAAGUCCAAGAGCAUCUGCUCCAAGGAGGUACCUGAGGACAGUUCGACCGUAGACAGUGAGUCGGAAGAGGACGAUGAGGAUGAGGAGUGACGAGUAAGUGAGGUAUGGAAACUAGCAGAGAACGCGAGUGAAGACCGAUUAAAGAAUAAUGGCAAGAAGAGAGCGGAUGAGCGAAUUAUGCGUGCGUCAGUGAUCAACUUGAUUCUGGAUGGCAAAGUGAAGUGGGGCGAAAGGUUUGUGGAAUAUUUGCAUCAAGCAAUCGAGAUUGGAACAUUCAACCUGGCGACACCGAAGAGCUGCGUGUAUAUCUUAGUGUCGCCAUGGAAUGAACGAACGCAAUCCAAUAGGUUGUCGAUGCGAGGUAGGGGCUUCGCGUUCUUAACGGUGAUGGCAUUGAGGCCCCUAUAGUCAAUGCACAUCCUUAGUGUACCUCCCUUCUUAGGGACAAAUAAAAUUGGCGCACCGUA
Molecule: messenger RNA, 1645 nt
Organism: Chara braunii
Lineage: Eukaryota; Viridiplantae; Streptophyta; Charophyceae; Charales; Characeae
Source: the annotation of a GenBank genome assembly